Molecule: messenger RNA, 891 nt
Organism: Colletotrichum aenigma
Lineage: Eukaryota; Fungi; Ascomycota; Sordariomycetes; Glomerellales; Glomerellaceae
Gene: aclN-3
Product: Aspirochlorine biosynthesis protein N
Exons: 1
Coding region: 1-891 (296 amino acids)
Molecular function (GO): oxidoreductase activity
Source: RefSeq, a predicted model, not a curated record
AUGACGACGGCGAUUCUUAGUUACAUUGACCCGGCUUCCUUUGAGCCCAACGCCACAGCGUCUUUCGAGAAGCCUUGGAAUAAGGUAGACGGCCCGGGCAAGUCGUACGGUGUGGUCAAUGCCCAACAACAGCUUCUCAAUCUGCGACAUCAAACUUCGGCAUUUUCCAUCAAUAUAUUUGGCUUUGAUACUUGCCACGCGCCUUCUUCUCUAGAGGACUUCAACGACGAACAGCAAAUCCGAAAGUUAUACUACAACGAGGUCGAAAGCUUUCUGCGAAAACAUUUAGAUGGUGUCAGAAAGGUUGUCAUAUUUGAUCAUGCGAUCAGAAGAAGGGCAACGCCAUCUCCACGACAGCCCGUGCAGCUCGUGCAUAUUAUUCAGACACCUGCUGCUGCCAAGGCCAGAGUUCUCCGCCAUACUCCCGCGGAACAGUCAGCUCAGCUGUUGAAGGGGCGAUUCCAGAUCGUCAAUGUUUGGCGACGUAUUCAACAUGACGCUUCUGACACGCCUUUGGCUGUUCUUGACUGGCGGACCACGGCUCCAACUGACCUGGUCAAAGUCGACCUACUCUAUCCCCAGCACAGCGAAAUCCAACCAGAUGUGCUACCGGUUGUAGAAGAGUCUUCGUCACCAGCUGGGUAUGACGUCAGAGGGGAACAGUACGUGGUUUCUCCAAACAAGGACCAUCAGUUCUAUUAUGUGAAGGAGAUGACGCCAGAUGAAGUGUUGUUGGUCAAAUGUUUCGAUUCGAGAAGCGAUUUCAUGACUGGUGAAGAGAACUGCAUUGCACAUGGCACAGGACACACCGCCUUCACAGAUCCCCAGACACCGGACGGUGCACCCCUCAGACAGAGCAUUGAAGUUCGUUGUCUCGUUUUCUACGACUAA